This is a messenger RNA of Amorphotheca resinae ATCC 22711, 1967 nucleotides long. RefSeq lists its product as hypothetical. The coding region runs from base 183 to 1865 and encodes 560 amino acids. The transcript has 2 exons. The record is from RefSeq and is a predicted model, not a curated record. NCBI's taxonomy places the organism in Eukaryota, Fungi, Ascomycota, Leotiomycetes, Helotiales, Amorphothecaceae.
AUUCCUCUUGUCCCAUAAUCAGACCUCAAGCUUAGAAGAGCAGUGCUCGUUACGAAUUCCCUUGACCUUUUGCAUCGCUCAUUGCAUCUGGAGCCGGCCUCCUUCACAUACACUGUAAUACAUACCUAGUCUCUAUAGACGCCACCCGUCCCAUCCAUCUCACUGCUCUGGUAGCAGACAAGAUGUCUUUCGAUUACUCCUUCUCCUUUGGCCCAACUACACCACCAUCAUUCUCUUUCGAAGAGGCUCUGAACGAUGCAUCGUUCACUACCGGCCACCGCCGAUCGAGCUCUCAUGUCUCCUCUGUACACUCCCAUGACUCGUCACCUGAAUCAAUCGACACCCAGUUGACCACGCCUGCCAGAUCUCCAAUCAGGCAUCACGGGCCUCUGUUGUUGCCAAAGAUCCGUCCACAGGAUCAGGAGAUACACUCUUCACCAAAAAGAUCCAAGAAGACACCGUUAUCUACCGCCACCUAUCCUGCUCCAGCUUCUUCUACCUUUAGACCUUCUCAUAAUAGGAGCUUCACCAAUCCGGAGUCACUCUCCUUCAUACAGCAUGACAACAUUCCAUCCCAAGUCCGGCCUAUGACUACCUUGUGUUCGCCAAUAACAUUGACGGCAACUACUGCAACCACUCACCAGAGACGGGCUUCGGCCUCAAGUCUCGACGGUCAGACUUUGGGCAAAUAUGGCUUUCCCACCUACCGCCAAAUGCCAACAUAUAUUCCUGCUAAUUCCCAGAACGAGAGGUUUAUACCUCAGGAUUUCUUCGCCCCCCAGCGCACGCCAUCGCCUCUCCAGAAUUCCAUCGCUUUAGAUGAGAUGACCAUGAGCCCCCUAGAUGCCUGUAUGACUACAACAACCCUGAUGUCGUAUCUCACAUCACCAAACCCUGCCCCCGCUCUGGUACGUCAGCUCAAUAUCCACAUCCGUGAUACAAACGCCAAGCAUUUCUGGUGGGACAUCCGUCAAAUACGUCCCUGGACUUCUUUCACUACCAGUACCAUCAGUUCUAUCCCUGGUCUCCACGAUCUCCUCAACGUCCACAUCCCCGAUUUUAGCUUGCCCGUCCCUGUUCGCGCCUCCUCGCAACCAGAGACCGAACUGGAGCUCCAAGGUAUCUAUAACUCCUUCUACGCCACCAAACUCAAUGCCGCGCUCUCUCUUUCGCUGGGCCCACGCCACCUGGUCAUGCGCUCUUCAAAAGGUCCAGAUCCAUCGUUUAUCUCUAAUUACACAGAUGACACCUCACAACUCAUCUAUGGGCGAGGACUUGGUCGUGUUGUCGGGCUCGUAAAGUCAUUUGAUCGCUGGAACACCGGUAUGCGCGUGGAAGGUAACCACCGCAAGGUACAGUACCUUCGUGGCCUUGCUCACUUGCAUCGUCAGAUGCGAGAGAAUGGCUGUCGGUACGGCUUCAUCAUCACUGAAAUCGAGCUUAUCGUGGUCCGAAACGGGGCUGAGAACGUCCCUCACUUCGGCUACUUGGAAGUUCAGACGAUUCAACUGGCCGCUCACGACACUCAGACAUCGACGUUUCAAGAGGUUGAGGGUAGCUUUGGUGAUGUAGGCGAGGAGAAUGUCGUACGCAAGCAGCCGAAGAUGACAGCUUUACUGGCGCUUUGGUACUUGCAUAUGCUAGCCAGAGAUGAUACCUUACCUGGCCAGGUGAGUUGGAAAUCGGAGAUUGGCGCACCUGCUGAGGGCACCCGGAGGAAGUGCCUUCCAAAGGAUGAGUGGAUCCCUGAGCCACAACUUGCCGAGAAGAGGGAGGCGAAGAGAACGAGAGGUUGGAUAUGGCCUGAAGAAAGCGUUGGAAGGAAGGAACUGGGAAAACGGGGGGUGAGAUAUGGUGGUUGUUAAAAAGUUGGACUGCUGGUCAGUCUUGGAUUGGGGUGGGAUGCUGUGAUUUACUGUUACAUGCUUAUAUGUUAGGGUGCUCUAAUAACUGAAUCAAUGUGAAUG